Messenger RNA from Perognathus longimembris pacificus (Pacific pocket mouse), 2697 nucleotides. RefSeq names its product zinc and ring finger 2 (gene Znrf2). The record is from RefSeq and is a predicted model, not a curated record. Lineage: Eukaryota; Metazoa; Chordata; Mammalia; Rodentia; Heteromyidae. Bases 1 to 684 code for a protein of 227 amino acids. The transcript has 5 exons.
AUGGGCGCCAAGCAGAGCGGCCCGGCCGCCGCUAACAGUCGCACCCGCGCCUACUCUGGCUCGGAUCUGCCUUCCAGCAGCGGAGGAGGAGCCGACGGGGCCGCGGGCGGCGCUGGCGGGGCUCGGGCCGGGGCUGCGGGCAGGUUUCCGGCCCCGGAGUCCGGCGCGCAGUCCUCAGGCGCUUCGGGCGGCGCGGCGGCGGCGGCCCCGCGCAGCCGCUCCCUCGGCGGGGCAGCGGGCAGCGGGGCGGCGGGAGCCCGCGCCGCGCACUCCUCGGUGAGCAUCCCCGGCGGCGGCGGCCCCUACGGUUCGCAGGACUCGGUGCACAGCAGCCCGGAGGACCGGCCGCCGGGUGGGGGCCCUGGCGGGCAGCGCCUGGUGAUCGGCUCCCUUCCCGCGCACCUCUCACCGCACAUGUUUGGAGGAUUUAAGUGCCCUGUAUGCUCAAAAUUUGUACCCUCAGAUGAAAUGGAUUUACAUCUUGUGAUGUGUUUAACAAAGCCAAGAAUAACCUAUAAUGAGGAUGUGCUGAGUAAAGACACUGGGGAAUGUGCAAUAUGCCUUGAAGAAUUACAGCAGGGAGACACAAUAGCACGACUGCCUUGCCUGUGCAUAUAUCAUAAAGGCUGCAUAGAUGAAUGGUUUGAAGUAAAUAGAUCUUGCCCUGAGCACCCUUCAGAUUAAGCAUCAGAUUUCUGUUUGAAAGGUUUUCUUGUCUUUUCAAGAUGCUCGAAAAUGUAGAGGACUUGAAGAUCUGUCUCUGGAUAAACAACACUGCAGGCUUACUCGGCCAGAACUCUGAGUUCUGUGAGACUGGGUAUUACAAAGAUGGACAGUGGCUCAGGAAAAUAUCCUGCUGAGUAGAGGCCUGUCAUCACAGACCACCAUGCACCAAACUCGCAUAAAGGGACACACAGGGAUUUUGAAAAUGCUGCACAUCCCUUAACAGACAUCCACACCGAUAAUCCUGAUAAACAUUUUGUAUUCAGACGCCAAAGUUAACUAAUUUAAAAGUUGAUUUACCUUUUAAGUUCACUAGGGCUCAAAACUAGCUGUGUUUUAAUUUGUUUUGUUUGCUUAGUUUGGGGUCUCUUUAUUUUCCCCAACAUGAUGUUUCUGCAUUCAUCUGUUCUUAAAUUGAAAACCACAUAAUCUACUCCUUACAAAGUCUUCAGUGUGAAACCAAGAAGUGUAAUCAAGCAGUAAAACAUUGUCUGGAUGGAGACCAUGAUCUCAAGUUAUUCCAUUUUUUCCAAGUAUGGAAAAUAGACUUCUGCAUAAUAAAGCUAAAAUGUUAAUAUUUUUAAAUUAAAGGUUUAAUAUUACCAGAAUGCCAUCCAAAGAAUAAAUCAAGUUCCAUAAUUACAUUUUAAUUAAAUGUAGAAUUGUCUACUGAAUUGCAGCUUAUGAAAUAUAUUGUUUCCUCUUAAAUAAACUGCUCAACAGCUAAUUAGCAUUGAAUCAUCGUGAGCUAUGCAACUUUUUAAAAGAUACAAAUUACCAAUCUUAAGUGCUGCCAGCUAUAAUAACUUUAACGGGUAUUUUUUUGUUUGUUCUCUUCAUGUAAUUAUUUUGUUAUUCUGCUUUGCAUCUCCAGGCAGUUUUCCCACAUUUGGGUUUAGCAUGUUGUAACUUUAACAACUUAUAGUAAGGGUAAAAUGAACUCUGCUGGAGUGGAACUUGGAAUAAUUUGAGGGAUUUUUAUAUAUUUAAAAAAUUGGAAUUUAAUUGAGAUGCCAGAAUUACAGCAAUUUGCAUCUUUAAUUUUCCAGAUAACCUGGAAGUUAGUGUUUUUAAAACAAUUUUUAAAGCAAAUACAAAGAUUUUUGUUAAUUUAUAAGUUAUUAAUGUGUUACUACUGUAAUUGAAAACAUUGCAAAGACUUUAAAUUGAGUCUUGUAUUGAAAUGUAUUGAAAAAUUAUGUGAAUAAAUAUUCCCACAAAAUACAUCUGAAUGGUUAAAAAUACUGGAAAAGGAUUAUCAGGGCUAUAAUAGUGAAUGUGAUUUUUUUUAAUAUGAAAAUACCAAGAAGUCAAUUUCACAUUUUCAACAGAGGGAAAAUGUUAUCCAUGAGCAUUUAGGCACGGCACUUGGUAUGAUUGACAAUGACACCAUGCUGUCUCCCUUGACAUAAUGAGGUAUUUGCUGUUUCAUUUAAAGCUGCUACACACACCACACACACAUACACCACACACUACACAGCACACCACACCACACCCAGCUUAUUCCCCCUGCUGUUGUUUCUGUUUUCUACAGGGCAAGUGCAGAAGCAGCAGGUAUACUCAGACACAUUUAUGUAAUGCUUCAUGAAUCAUUCUUAAUGGAAUUUUUAGUUAUUUGUGAUUUUAGAUAACAUUUUCCCUGGUUAUGCUGUGAAAUGCUUUUUGAUACACUGCAAUUGCUGAAAGAAUCCAAAACCUCCAUUGUGACAGCUGAGAGCACAGUUUCAUAGGUGCUUUUAAAAAAGAAAAUAGUUGUGGAAAUUUAUUAUUCAUUCAAGUGAAAUAUAUUUUCCUUAAGUUUUUUUAGUUAUGAAAUUAUCAUUUGACUUUGUUUUAUUUCAUAUUCGUAUUUUCAUUUCUACAAGCUUUUUGCCCCUUCCCCUCAUUCCUGAAGGAAAAACUCUUGGAAUGUGAAUAAUUAAUUUGUUUUCUACUACUGUAUAUUAUGAUUAAAAAUUACUUGGUUGUCUUCCA